GAUAAAAAGAUAUACGUAUACACAGUGUACAUCAAUUAAAUACUACAAUAUACACAUAAAAUUAUAAUUCACGAAUUAUAACGCUAUAUUUAAAAUAUGGCACAGAGUAGAACAGAAAGAAUCGGAACAAUAUUUACAAGAGUAACGUCACUGUUACGUGCAGAUGUAUUACAUCCUGAUAAUUUACCAAUAUGGUAUGAGAUAUACAAAGCCUAUCCUCCAAAAUAUGAACCAACUUUUAGUAGAAAACCAUCAACAGUAAAUAUACAAAAAAUAUUUUAUGAGGAAGAUCUUAUAAGAGCAAAAUUUCACAAAGAUGUAUCACUAUCUAUUAUAGAUAUGAAAAAUGAUAACAUUACCCAAAAUCAAAUCUUUUUCACUCUUUAUGAGUGCUUAAUACAGAAAGGUGCUAAAAAAGAAGAGGCGUAUAAGGAUGCAUUGAAGUAUUAUUAUACAAUUUGUAAGAUUAAAAAAUCACCAAAUAUGACUGCAUCAUCAAACAUAUCACCACACAAAAAUAUUAAACAUAAUGAAGAACAACAAACAUAAGAAUUUGUAUAUAUUGUAUUUAUAAUGAUAUACUGAAUAGAGGAAAAUAUAAUAUUAAACUAAAUUCAA
Bombus terrestris (buff-tailed bumblebee) is the source of this 618-nucleotide messenger RNA. It is a transcript of the gene mRpS23, whose product is annotated as probable 28S ribosomal protein S23, mitochondrial. The coding region runs from base 97 to 549 and encodes 150 amino acids. Lineage: Eukaryota; Metazoa; Arthropoda; Insecta; Hymenoptera; Apidae. The record is from RefSeq and is a predicted model, not a curated record. The transcript is spliced from 4 exons. Gene Ontology annotation, biological process: translation. Gene Ontology annotation, cellular component: mitochondrion; ribosome. Gene Ontology annotation, molecular function: structural constituent of ribosome.